Messenger RNA from Anolis carolinensis (green anole), 3644 nucleotides. RefSeq lists its product as uncharacterized. The coding region runs from base 1066 to 2766 and encodes 566 amino acids. The record is from RefSeq and is a predicted model, not a curated record. The transcript is spliced from 2 exons. Lineage: Eukaryota; Metazoa; Chordata; Lepidosauria; Squamata; Anolidae. Gene Ontology annotation, molecular function: zinc ion binding; nucleic acid binding.
UUCAGUUGCUUCCGACUCUUUGUGACCUCAUGGACCAGCCCACGCAAGAGUUUCUUGGCCACUUCCAGCUCUUUCAAGGUCAAGGCAGUCACUUCAAGGAUACCAUCCAUCCACCUUGCCCUUGGCCGGCCCCUCUUCCUUUUUCCUUACAUUUUCCCAAGCAUCAUUCUCUUCUCCAAGCUUUCCUGUCUACUUAUGAUAUGACCAAGGUACUUCAUCUUUGCCUCUAAUCUCCUUCCCUCCAGUGAGCAGUUCGGCUUUAUUUCCUGGAGUAUGGACUGGUUGGAUCUUCUUGCAGUCCAAGGAACUCUCAGAAUUUUCCUCUGGCUGCAUGGGACAAAUCCCUUCAUCCUACAUGUGACAGUGGUGCUAAGAGCAGCUAUGGGUAGUUCUGGAGUCCCAGAAGAUUGAGGAAGUAUUUCCAGGAAGAUUUGUUUUAAAAGCAUUUGGAGAGGCUUACUAUAAAAAAGGAAGGAAGGGGAGCUAAGGUUGAAGUCAACUAUAAAGGAUUUUCGACUAUUAACAUAGGUAUAAGUUCAUGGACUUCUAAGAGCAAGGGGGUUAGUGUUAUCCCAUGAGAGGGAAAUUUUGGGGGGGGGAAAUGAGGUCAGCAUCUGCUUGGUCUCAGGGUGCAUCUACACUGUUGAAUGUCAUGGAACCCAGUUACAGGGCUUUGGUAAUUCAGCCCUGUAACUGGGAGUCAUAACAUAAACAAUCCCAGGAGCACCUGGCAGAAGAAGAUAGAAUAUGCCUGGGAACUUGGGGCCGAAAGUAUAAACAAUUAUAAUUGGUUGAGUGUGUGAAAAUGGUAGUAAUGUGAUAUUGGGGGUGGGACUUGAUGAUGAUAUUUACGUGUGGUGUUACGUAGCAUCAAAAGUUAUAAAAAUAGUUGUAUGUAAACAUUGGGUCAUUCCUGACUUUUCCAAAGUCAUGUGUUCUUCAAUAAAGAUUGGAUUUGAGAGCAGCCAUCUCUGAUCUGCGUUCGUACUGAUCCUUUGAAGUGAGCAGGACAAUUAAGUCAGGAAUCCAGUUCUCACCCUCCUGCAAAUUUGCAGUGAAGUGAUAAUGAGCAGGGAAGGAGAUCAAAGCCAUGACGGAGCAAAGGGGCCUCCGCUGGGAGCUCUGCCGUUGGCAGAAGAGACAUUGCAAGCCAUAGCUUCCUCUACGGGGUACCCCAAGCCGGACGGCGUGACCCAGAGGAUUCCCAGAGGGGGAAGAGGCGUUCCGGCGGCGGCAGAAACCAGUUGGGGAUCUGGAGGAAGCAUGCCGGAGACCGUGGCCCUGUGGUUAUCCAUCCUGGAAACUCAUUUAUCCAGGCUGUCGGAUACCGUGGGGAGAAUAGUGCCAAUAUUGGAAGAGAAUCUCCAAAAAGAGCACAUCCGAUAUGGCGCCGAGAGAGAGCCAAGCAAAGGAGGCGAUUGGAGCCAGAGGGGACAGCGAGCUUCAACGCAGAGUCCCGCGGCGGUAAGGGACGAGGGAGACGAGGAAUAUUGGCAGGAGCUGGAGUUCAGAGACAGAAUGGCACGCGAAGUGGAGCGCCAGCGAGCUCUGGGAACUCUGAGGCCGCCAUCUCCAACAGAGCUCCCAACCCCCCGGAUGGGCGUCGGGGUGGAAAGACCACUGGGGCCAGGGAUCGGGUCCAGUGGAUUAGCAGACGAAGGCGGAGAGGAGCAGGAGAUCCAGGAAGAGGAGGAGGAUGUGCAGUACGACGGGGAAAGGCGAGAUGCGGGGGCUACAGCGAGGCCAGUAUGCGGAUGGGGGGAAGGGCCGACAGCGGCGGCAGGAUUUCGGGAGCCGCGCAGAAUGACCACCGGAGUGGGGCGCGGCGUGAUCCAAGGAAACCCGAUGCAACCCUUCCCCAUGCCUCCCAGACAGCAUCAACGGGCCGCUGAAUGGAUGCCAAGAAGGGAAGAUCUCAAGCUAGAAUACGGAGGGGAAUCAGCCAAACUGAACUUUUUUCUAAUUAGCAUCAGGGGAUACAUGGAAGACAAUGCACACACAUUCCCCUCCGAAGCAAGCAGGGUUCGGGCCAUCGGCAACACACUAAAGAGAGGAGCGGCCAGCUGGUAUGUGCAACUACAUGCCAGACAGGACCCAUGCCUGAGGUCAGUGCCCCGCUUCCUCGCCGCACUGGAAAACCGGUUCAGAGACCGGCUAGAGCAAUUGAGAGCUCGAGACCAGCUUAGAGGAAUAAAGCAGAGGGACAAAACGGUGCCCGAGUACGCAGAGGAAUUCCUCCACCUCGCGGAAAGGGUACCAGAGUGGUCUGAAGUGACCAAAGUGGAAUUAUUUAAAGAGGGACUACGCCCCGAGAUUUUCAGCUGGGCAGCGCACAGAGAUGACCCCGAAACGCUCCAGGGAUGGAUUCAACUAGCGGGGCGCGUUGAAUCCACCCUGGCCCAAGUAAAGCGCUUCAGGAGCAGCGGCGGCCAGCAAAGACCGGUGGCGAGAGGUCGAGGAGAAACGAGGAAGCAGGAAAGACCCGGAGGGAGGCCGGGGAUUCCCUCCAGAGGAGACGACAACAAACCUAAACCGGGAUGCUUUGUAUGUGGGAAGACGGGCCAUCGAGCAGCAGAAUGCUGGGCACGGAAGGGGGAGCCGCCAAAACCCUCAAAGCCCAAGCCAGCAACCGGGAGGCGUGCGGAGGAGGAGGUGCGAGCCCCAGAAUCUUCAGAAAAAUUGGCUUGUGAUGAAAGAAGAACCGAAGAGGAGGACGAAGAAAAGGAGGGCACCAUGUCAUGGAACCCAGUUACAGGGCUUUGGUAAUUCAGCCCUGUAACUGGGAGUCAUAACAUAAACAAUCCCAGGAGCACCUGGCAGAAGAAGAUAGAAUAUGCCUGGGAACUUGGGGCCGAAAGUAUAAACAAUUAUAAUUGGUUGAGUGUGUGAAAAUGGUAGUAAUGUGAUAUUGGGGGUGGGACUUGAUGAUGAUAUUUACGUGUGGUGUUACGUAGCAUCAAAAGUUAUAAAAAUAGUUGUAUGUAAACAUUGGGUCAUUCCUGACUUUUCCAAAGUCAUGUGUUCUUCAAUAAAGAUUGGAUUUGAGAGCAGCCAUCUCUGAUCUGCGUUCGGACUGAUCCUUUGAAGUGAGCAGGACAGUUGAAUCUAUGCUCUUUGACACCACAUUAACUAUCAUGGAAUCAUGGAAGUUAUAGUUUUAUGAAGACUGGAGCCAUCUCUGCCAAAGAGGGCUGGUGUCUCGCCAAACUACAAAUAACUGAAUUUCAUGGCAUUGAGCCAUGGCAAUUAAAAUUGUAUCAAACUGCAUUAAUUCUGCAGUGUAGAUGCACCCUGGUUCAUUAUAUUUGCAAUCUCUAUCCUUAGACUGUGUUUAAAAUGCAGGUACAAUGGCCAUAAAUUCUGGAUUUUUCUGCUCCUGCCAUCCUUUGUGUUUUCUUUUACCUACUCUGAAUUUUUAAACAUUCAAAACUUUGCAUUGGAUUUUUGACAUUAUCACACUAGAGUUUGGAUCCACUUUAAAUCCACUUUAGGGAGGGGCCUUAAACAGCUCAGACAAACAGGUCCUGGGCCUUACUAAACUACAAACCCCAGAAUUCUGCAGGAGGCAGAAACCAGAUUUAAAGUGGAUAAAUAUUCAAGUGUGAUGAGGCCUUUUGUGAUAUCUUGGGUUAGGGGGGUUUUUU